Molecule: messenger RNA, 3285 nt
Organism: Lathyrus oleraceus (garden pea)
Lineage: Eukaryota; Viridiplantae; Streptophyta; Magnoliopsida; Fabales; Fabaceae
Product: zinc finger CCCH domain-containing protein 38
Exons: 7
Coding region: 743-3052 (769 amino acids)
Molecular function (GO): metal ion binding
Source: RefSeq, a predicted model, not a curated record
UGAAGAGAAACAAAAGAAAGAGGAGCCUGCUCGCUACACCUCACCGCUGCUUUGAUGACAAAACCGCAAGCUCCACUUUUCUGAUACUACUCUCUAUCUCUAUCCGAAUCUCACUUCUCACUCCCAAAAACAAUAAUCACAUGCUUUCAUCAACUAUCUUCUUCCACACACUCGAACCUAGGGUUCCUCCUCUACUCCAACAACACUCUUCUCUACCGUAAACUCAAAGAGUAACUUCAGUCUUUCAUCCAUAUAAAAUACACCCACCUGGAUAGCCUUGAUGCCCAGACAUCAGUAAUUUCUUGUCAUCAGUGCGUGGAGGUUCUACCAUCUGACUCAAAGUAGCUGGUCACGAGCAAUAUCUGACAUUUUUCACAAUUAUCAAUCCAUUUUGAUUUGUUUUGGAGUCCAAUUAGUUUCAAAAUAAUGACCUAUUUUGACUUAGCAGCAUAAACCCCUGGCUUAUUCAAGAACUGGAAAAUGUAUUAACUUUUUCAACAGAUAUACUAGUUUUCCAACAUACAUCAAGAACAGAGGGUUGAAGAAAAUUUGUGCAAUAAACAUUGUAGCUUUGAUCUGUCUUGUGAGUGGCCAAGGAUGUUCUUUGAGUACUGUUUAAUCUUAUAGGUAUUGUAAAGAUGAUGUAUUGGUUCCAUCGUGCAUGCUGAUUUUGCAUGGUUUUGAUGAGAAUAUAGAUCAAUCUGCGUUAAUCAAAGUAAGGCUUAAGGCUCUGGGGAAAUAAAUGAGCGGAAGUGGCAGAAAGCUAUCUUCAAACCGGGUUUCAAGAGAUGAACCUGAAUUUUCACCCGAGAGUGCUACUAAUAGCAAUAGCUCAAGGUAUUUGGAAAGAAAUGAUAUGAUAAAUCCCAGAAUGGGAUUUUCAUGCAAGGAUCCUUUUUCUGGAGGCAGAAGUUCAAGAAAGGAUGAUGUUUGGAACCCAGACUACAAAGUUUUGGAUGCAACAAUUGCACAAGACACUGAUGGAAGUUACGAUAUGAAAGCAUCUCCAGGGUUUGAGGAAUUGAAAAAUAGGAAGCACAGUCAAUCUGUAAAAAAUGAUUACGGCAGGAGAAGCAGGAGCCGAAGUCGGAGCCCUCGACGUGGGUUGAGGUAUUCAGCUGUCGAUGAUGAGAACAGAAUGAGGGUUGGCAGAUUGAUACGACCUUGUAGAGAUUUUGCUGUUGGGAACUGCAGAAGAGGCAGCCAUUGUCAUUUCCUUCACCAUGAUAAGCAAAGUUAUGAGGAUAGUAGGGAAAGUAGAUACAUGCAAGAUGGACCCAGAUAUUGUAAUCACCGUGAGAGUGGGGAUUAUUCUAUUACAAGUCGAAGAUCUAAUGAAGCUUGUAUUCAUUUUGCAAAGGGAAGGUGUAGAGCGGGAGAAUCAUGCAAGUAUGUGCAUCAUGGCAAUUCUGAUGAGUUUGAUAAAGUUUCUGCAGAUGAAUCAUCUAGGGAAAGGGAAAUUGAUAGAAGACACAUAGAUAAUUCAUUCAAGCAGGGUGGUCCGCAUUAUCCAAACCACAGUGGUAAUACUCCUUGCAAAUUUUUUGCUUUUGGAAAUUGUAGGAAUGGUAAAGAUUGUAGGUUUUCUCAUGAUAGACAAGCAUUUACCAGCCAUAUUAGAAGAUUAAGGGAUGAUAGGUCAAGGAGUAAUCAAGGUGAAGAUCAGGUGUUGGAUAGACAAAUAGUGAGCAAUUCAGUUACUCCUAAUGAAAGGCUAAGAGAUGGUAGACGGGGUUCAGAUGGAAGUAUGGCUGAUGUAGAUAAAGUUUUGGAUGGUCCAAAGCUGAAUAAUUUAGUUAAUGUCUCUGAGACUGCAAAGCUGGUUCAGGACAACAAAAAAGGCAUUUUAGGUGCCCCAGAAACUGGAUUCAUGGCUUGGCCAAUGAAUAAUGGAUUGGACCAUAGCUUAGACAGGAACAGAAUGCAUAAUGAAUCACCAUUUACAAUUGAUAAGAAGGAAGCCAACUGCAGGACGGCAGAAAAUGCUGCUAACAACAUUCUCAUUUCCCAGUCAGUAGUAGGUGGAGGCUUUUGGCCCGGUGAUGAAAAAAUGUCUCCUGAUUGGAAUUAUGGGGCAAGAUCUUCCAGUCAUAUUAACGAUGAGCAUGGGCAGAAUAAGCAACAAGGUGCUCCAGGACAAGGACUAAAUCAGAAUGCUCAGAAUUUAACUGCUUCGCAUGUGGUUGGACAGAGUCAAGCAACAGUUUCCAUUGUUCCUCCAAGAUCAAGAAUUAUUGAAGGUUUACAGAACCAGGAGCUCUUCACUAAUGCAAGCCUAUUGCAAAUUGGUUCAGGAAAUACUCCAACUCAGAACGUAGUCAGCAAAGAACAACUUAGCUGCCUCUCAGCCUCUCUUGCACAUUUCCUCGGAACAAAUCAGCAGCUCUCACAACUUCAUUCUACUAUAAAUUCUUGUGAUGCAAACGACACUCUCUUCGGAAGCAAAAUUGAAGGUCAAUCAUCGAAGCAAUAUGAUCCUAUGUGUGAUAUUAUGGAGCCCAAGAAUAUUAAUGCAAGUGGGGUCUCUCCAACCUUUUCUCCUAAUACAAAGAUUCCAAAAGAUACAGCCAGAAUUCCACCACUGUUAUCUAACCCGGGACAAUAUUUUGAUCAGUAUCAUAAAAAGGAGACUAGCAAAAUGGACGCUGAAAAAACGGCAAUAUCUCAAUCUGAAAAUAAAAUUACAGAAGAGAAUAGUCCUUUGGUAAACACGAGCCAAAAUGAUGGACCUGAUGAGGCCAAGAAAUUAAAGGAUGUAAAGGGGAUUCGUGCAUUUAAAACUUCGUUGGUAGAGCUCAUUAAGGAGAUCCUUAAACCAACAUGGAAAGAUGGUAAAGUCUCCAAAGAAGAUUAUAAAUCAAUUGUGAAGAAGGUUACUGAUAAAGUAACUAGUACAGUAAACCGGGUACAUAUACCUCAGACACAAGAGAAAAUUGAACGCUAUUUAUCAGUUUCGAAACCAAAGCUUAACAAACUUGUACAGGUUAGUGGUGGUUCUCUUACAGAUUUCCCUCAUAUGAAUAAAGGAUUCAAAAUCUUGUCUCCCAUUUAACUUGGUUUUAUAGAUAAGUGACUAUGCAUGCAGCUUCAGAAAUCAUUGAAUUUUCUACUAGGUUUGAUUUGGAUGUGGAAAGAGUUGUAGAAUAGUUGUAAAAAAAUGAGAUUAAUGUUGUACCGAGGUGUUCAUCUGGGCUAUAGAUUACAUAAUAUGUAACUAAACUUCAAAUAUACAUUGAUCUCUGGUGGGAUUCACACUAAUUAUUGAGAUUCUUGAUUUUUUAAAAA